Molecule: messenger RNA, 1494 nt
Organism: Hibiscus syriacus
Lineage: Eukaryota; Viridiplantae; Streptophyta; Magnoliopsida; Malvales; Malvaceae
Product: WAT1-related protein At5g40240-like
Exons: 10
Coding region: 1-1494 (497 amino acids)
Cellular component (GO): plasma membrane
Molecular function (GO): transmembrane transporter activity
Source: RefSeq, a predicted model, not a curated record
AUGGAGGAAGAAAGGAGAUGGAGAAUGUAUUGGUACAAGCAUAUCCUUCCAUUUGCAGCCAUGGUGGCUGCCGAAUCUGGGAACGUAGUGGUCAACAUCUUGUUCAAAGCUUCCACUUCCAAGGACAUGAUGAGCCACUACGUCUUCAUCACUUAUGGUUAUGCGAUUACUGCCCUCGUUCUCUUUCCUUUACCUUUCAUCUUCUACAGUGGAAGAGUGGUUUCUCCUUUGAAAUUCCAUAUUGGCUCUAGAAUUUGUCUUAUUGGGCUCACUGGGUUUUUAGGUCAGAUAUGUGCAUAUAAAGGUAUAGAAUACAGCUCCCCAACUCUUGCUUCAGCAGUCAGAAAUAUCUCACCAGCUUUGAUCUUCAUUCUUGCUGUUCUUUUCAGGUUGGAGAAAGUAGCAUUGAGAAGUAUAAUCAGUCAAGCUAAAAUAAUGGGAACCAUAGUAUCGGUAUGUGGUGCAUUGGUAGUAGCACUUUGUAAGGGCCCCGAAGUGUUUUCAUCAUCAUCUGUUUUACAUCAAUGGUUUCUGGGAUCGUCGGAAUCUAAUUGGAGAGAUGGUGGACUCUUGCUUGUCGUUGCCUAUCUUCUGUUUUCCAUCUCCUGCAUUCUUCAGGUAAGAAUAUUAGUUAUAUACAAGCAAGAGUUGAGCAUAGCCUGCUUUUAUAACUUGUUUGCAGCAGUUAUAGCAGUACCAGUAUCCUUAAUGGCAGAACCCAACAUGACUUCUUGGAGGCUAAAACCUACAUUGGUCAUUGUUACGGUCUUAUACUCGGGAGUGUUUUCAGCCUUGAGCUCGUUAGUGCACGUCUGGGGCAUUCGCUUGAAAGGACCGGUCUAUGUUGUAAUUUUCCAACCAUUGUCGAUUGCUAUCGCUGCUUUUAUGAGCGCCAUAUUUCUUGGUGAUCCUCUACAUCUUGGAAGUGUUAUAGGAGCAGUCAUCUUAUCCAUGGGAUUUUACGCUGUCAUAUGGGCGAAAGCUAAAGAAGAAAGGAUUGAUGAGGACUCUGGGUUAGGUAGUGUGGGGCACUUGCCCAAUGAUAUGGGACCAGUACUAGAGGAAGAAGAAAGAACAAGGGAUACCAGAAAGAGCCAACCAUGGAAUAAUGCCAAAAAUGAAAUAGGAAUCGUUAGAGGGUUAAUAGAAGAAAGACAAUCAAUGAGACAUGAAAUGAAUAUAACAGAGAACAUUCAAGACGACCGAUCAAAUACCGUGAAGGAAGCUCAAGAGAAUAUCAAACGAAAGAGUAUCAAUGGCCACAUUGAGGAGAAAGACGUGUGGAAAUUGAGGAGGUGUCUUGUGGGCACUAUGGCUAAGUUCGAGAUUGGUUUAUUAGAGCUCGGUUUCGAGGACAAAUCCGAAGUAGGUUUGAAGGAUAAAAUCUCCGAGUGUGAUUCAUUGGAGAAGUUUUCCGAUAGAAGGGCUAUUGGAGCGUCACCGGAGAAGCUUAAGAGCCUAUGCCAAUCUGUUCAAGAAGGCACAUUGAAUUAA